AUGCAGGUUUCCUUCGACUCCCAUGCUCUCAAGCCUUUUAUCAGGGCAUUGACGUGUUUAUCGAGAUAUGGAGAGGAGCUUACCAUAUAUGCAACGCCCGAGACUCUAUCUAUGUCAUGUACCAACUCGUCCAAAUCGGCUUACUGUCGUUUUCGGUAUUCCAGACAAUUCUUUUCGAAGUAUAGACUAGGAAUUUCUAGAGCUGGCACGAUCAACCCAGAGGGAGAUACUGUUACCGGACAGCUCAUGACCAAAGGGUUUCUUUCAAUUUUAAAACACCAUUUUGGGGAUAGCUCAGUUGAAAGAUGCGAUAUAUCUAUCGUAGAAGGAGAAGGAAACGCGAACAAAGACGAAGAUGAGGAAGACAGUCUGGAAAGUAGGCUAGUUGUGCGAUUGCAUUGCAAACACGGUGUGGUCAAAACACAUCGACUCGUCCUAAUGACACCACAGUCUCUCAUGGCACCGGGCGUGCCAGAUACAUCGGAAGAAACUUUCUUGAGGAUUGGGCCCCGUGCGAUCAGGGAGAUCAUUGAGCACUUUCCGCUAGCAAGAGGCAUCAAGGCUGAUCCGCAAUUGAUAUGGAGCUUUGAGGACACAGAAGUGCAUGUAAAAAGUCUGGAGUCUUCCAUUGACAGUAAAGGGAAGGCUCAACUAUCAACCGAACUUGUAAUAAGCGCGGAUGAGUUUGACGUAUACAACCUCGAGGCUGCUCCAAUAACGCUGGCAUUUCACUUGCGAGAAUUCAAUGCUACAAUUGCUUUUGCCGAAGCUUCGUCACUAUGUUUCGAUCUACGGUUCACCGUUCCUGCUGCACCUCUCUUCAUCGACGUUGAAGGAGACGACUUUGAGAUUCUUUUCGUAAUCUCCACGAGUCAGGUACAAGUUUCUCCAAGUCAACAAACUCGGCCAAUGCCUCAGAUGGUCAAAAAACGGGCCCGGGAGGAGACUCCUAGUGAUGCGUCCGGACGAUUCAAAAAACCGAUGAAAGCUGUUCAUCCAACCGACCGCGUUUCAAUGGCUCGAGAUGAUAUCUCCUCUAGGUCGUCUAUUCCACCAUCGUCAAUGCCUCCUGUUGCAAUACCUAUCCGUGAUCGGCGCCCGACAUCUCGGGCAUCCUCGGCACGCGACAGUCAACAAGGCAUCGCUGCAAAUCCAGCACCUCAGAUUAAUGAGCCGUUGUUCCUCCCAAGCACUUCACAACUGUCGAUUAUGGAUGAAAAAGCCCUUCAGGAAUCGGGUUUGGGAAUAGAGAAUAUGACAGUAGAGGAAUUCAACGCCAUGAUAGCAGAUGACGGAGAUGAAGAUAUUCUCCCUCAACACAUCUCACCGUCGCCAGCACAGCUGGAAAGUUUCGAACUCAUCGAGGACGAUCCUGGUUUGGCACCGACUCAGGAUGGAUCAUCGGUUGACGACAACCAGUCGAAGACAUUUCAUCCCUUGUUCGAAGACUGA
Molecule: messenger RNA, 1452 nt
Organism: Marasmius oreades (fairy-ring Marasmius)
Lineage: Eukaryota; Fungi; Basidiomycota; Agaricomycetes; Agaricales; Marasmiaceae
Exons: 7
Coding region: 1-1452 (483 amino acids)
Biological process (GO): cellular response to ionizing radiation; DNA repair; mitotic intra-S DNA damage checkpoint signaling
Cellular component (GO): checkpoint clamp complex
Source: RefSeq, a predicted model, not a curated record